UCAGCGCCACACGGCGCCAUCCUCCUGCCCGUGAAUGGCUGCCGGCUGACUGACAGCCGAGGCGGCCACACAGGGCGGCAGCUGCCCGGCGUACACCUAUAAGGGCAGGCGGGGAAGAGGAGCCCAGCUGCCCGCGGCGGAGCUGCAGGGUGAGCAGUCUCACCUAGGUGGGAGUCCUUGCUCGGGGAGCCGAGCGCUGGCGGAGGCGGGCAUUCGCCCGCAGGCUCCCCGGCAGCAGCCCCGCCCGCUGAUCCCGCAGCAAGUAGCAGUCCCGGUCACCCCUCUUCGGCAGCAGCUCUUGAAGGAUGCGGAGUGGUGGAGCGCGGGCGGCGGCGGGGCGCCGCGGGGGGACCCUGCGCUGCGCCGGGCGCGGGCGCCGCCGCCCCUGCGCGCUGCGCUGGGCAGCAGCUCAGUGAGCGCGGUGGCCGCGGCAGGAGGAGGCGCAGACGGGCUCGCUGCGGCCGCUGCCGUCGCUGGAGGGGCUGGGAGCCGCUCCGCGCCGGCGGCGGGGCUGCGCGGCGACCCGCGCUGGGGAAGGCGCGGGCGGCGCUGCCACAGGUGACUCGCGGGCCCGGGGCCGAUCUUCGCCCCGCUGCCGCUCGGCUGCCCUUGCGCGUUCGUGCCCCCUGCGCCGCGGCCGCCUGCGCGAAGCCCGUCUUCAGCCACUUCGCCGCGCCUGCAGGAGCGCCGGGGGACAUGGCUUUGCUUCGGCUCCUUCUCCUCUUGCUCCUCGCCCAGCGGGGGCUCGGGGCCGCCGCCGGCGAAGGGCAGGCGGUGCGCAGCCAGGAUUGGGCGCUUAGAGGGGGACAGCCUCUUUACAACCACAUCAAGAGCCGGGAGCCUCCGCCGGCCCCGCGGAGCCGCUCUACGGCGAGCACCAUCUUGGCGCAGCGGCUCGCUGAGGAGGUACCCCAGGACGUGGCCUCGUUCCUCUACACGGGUGACUCCCGGGAGCUGGGGCGUGCCAACUGCUCCGGGCGGUAUGAGCUGGCCAGCCUGGCCGGCAAGUCGCGCUUCACCUCGCACCCGUCCCUGCACGGGGCCCUGGACACCCUCACCCACGCCACCAACUUUCUCAACACGAUCCUCCAGAGCAAUAAGUCGCGGGAGCAGAACUUGCAGGAGGACCUGGAGUGGUACCGCGCCUUGAUCAGGAGCCUCCUGGAGGGGGACCCCAACAUCUCCAGGGCAGCUAUCACUUUCAGCACGGAGCCUUUCUCCUCCACACCCCAGGUUUUCCUUCAGGCCAGCAGGCACGAGAGCCAAGUCCUCUUGCAGGACUUAUCCUCCUCGGCUCACCGCCUGGCCAACGCCUCUGUGGAAACGGAGUGGUUCCACAGCCUGAAGCGCAAGUGGAGGCCACAUCUGCAUAGGAAGGUCUUGAACACGGGGCCCAGAACUUUAGAGAACAGCUGGAAGAGAUGGGAGAGCUUCACUGCCGAUAAGAACCACAUCAGGUGGUCCUCGCCUUACCUGGAGUGUGAGAAUGGGAAUUACAAACCCGGCUGGCUGGUGACUCUCUCAGCGGCUUUCUAUGGGCUUCGGCCGAACCUCCUUCCUGAGUUCAGAGGUGUUGUCAAAGUGGACAUCAAUCUGCAGAAGGUGGACAUUGACCAGUGUUCGAGUGAGGGGUGGUUCUCGGGGACGCACAGGUGUCAUCUCAACAAUUCUGAGUGCAUGCCAAUUAAAGGCCUUGGAUUUGUGCUUGGAGCCUACAAGUGUAUUUGCAAAGCUGGAUUCUAUGAUCCCAACAUCUUCUCAGUGAACAGCUUUCAGAGAAAGGAUGCAGAAAAUCGCUUUUCCGGUGGUGAAUUGUCAGAGGAAGUCUAUACCUGCCUGCCCUGCAGGGAAGGGUGUUCUUACUGUACAGAUGAUACUCCCUGCUAUGCACAGGAGGACAAGUAUUUACGGCUGGCUAUCAUCUCAUUCCAAACGCUCUGUAUGCUGCUGGACUUCAUAAGCAUGCUGGUAGUCUACCAUUUUCGCAAGGCAAAGAGUAUCAGGGCUUCAGGGCUGGUGCUGCUGGAAACCAUUCUUUUUGGAUCACUUCUUCUGUACUUCCCGGUUGUCAUUUUGUAUUUUGAGCCAAGUGUAUUUCGCUGUAUUCUCCUAAGAUGGGUUCGUCUUCUGGGCUUUGCUACUGUUUAUGGAACUGUGACCCUCAAACUUCACAGGGUUUUGAAGGUAUUCCUUUCCCGAACUGCUCAGCGUAUUCCAUACAUGACAGGUGGGCGAGUGAUGAGGAUGCUGGCUGUUAUUCUCCUGAUAGUCUUUUGGUUUCUCGUUGGCUGGACUUCUGCAGUAACCCAAAAUUUGGAGAGAAACAUUCCACUCAUUGGCCAAGGGCAAACAUCUGACUACCUGAUCUUCAAUAUGUGCCUCAUAGACCGCUGGGAUUACAUGAUGGCUGUUGCUGAAUUUUUAUUCCUCUUGUGGGGUGUUUAUCUCUGCUAUGCAGUGCGGACAGUCCCAUCAGCAUUUCAUGAGCCACGUUAUAUGGCUGUUGCAGUUCACAAUGAGCUCAUUAUCUCUGCUAUAUUCCAUACAAUUAGAUUCAUUCUUGCUUCGAGACUUCAGUCUGACUGGAUGCUGAUGCUGUUCUUUGCACACACGCACUUGACUGUGACAGUCACUGUUGGGCUACUUCUGAUCCCUAAGUUUUCACAUUCAAGCAAUAACCCAAGAGAUGAUAUAGCUACAGAAGCUUAUGAAGAUGAGCUUGACAUGGGUCGAUCUGGAUCCUAUCUGAACAGCAGUAUCAAUUCAGCAUGGAGUGAACAUAGUUUGGAUCCUGAAGAUAUUCGGGAUGAAUUGAAGAAACUAUAUGCCCAGCUUGAAAUCUAUAAAAGGAAAAAGAUGAUUGCUAAUAACCCACAUCUCCAGAAGAAAAGGUGCUCUAAAAAGGGGUUGGGGCGCUCAAUAAUGCGACGUAUUACAGAAAUCCCUGAGACGGUCACCAGGCAGUGCUCCAGGGAUGAGAAGGACCUGAUGGAGCAUAGUGUUGUGAAGAACGUGGCUACGCUGAAGAAAAACCCACCAGACUCCACAAGUUCUGCAAAGCCAAAAGAGGAGACUUUGAAAAAUAGGGUCUUUUCCUUAAAAAAGUCCCACAGCACUUACGAUCAUGUUAGGGAUCAAACAGAAGAACCAAAUAGCUUAACUACAGAAAGCACUGAAGUUAUAGCUGCUGAGAAUUCACUACUGGACUCACUGAAUGAUAACAAGUUAACCAAAAAUGCUCCUGAAAAGGUUGAAGCUGUCUCCACUGAAUCGGUCCCUUUGGUGUGCAAAUCAGUAAGUGCACAUAAUUUAAGUGCCGAUAAGAAGCCUCUGCAUCCAAGAACAUCUGUGUUACAAAAAUCCCUCAGUGUUAUUGCUAGUGCCAAGGAAAAGACUCUGGGACUAACAGGUAAAACACAAAGUCUGGAAGAAAGCACUAAGUCUCAUAAACCUCAGCCAAAGGGUAAGGAGGCUGGCAAAAAGCACUCGGUCUCCGAUAAAGGUGAGCAUAAGGAUUCCCACCAGAAGAACUCUACCCACUCUGAGGAAGCAAAGAAAGCCCAUAAAUCUUCAAUUAUGAAGCAGCAAAGGGUUAGUCAGACGCCUGCAAAUCCAGACACAGGCCCAGGUAAGUCUCUACACAAGGACAAUUUCGACAUAGGAGAAGUCUGUCCUUGGGAGAUAUAUGACCAAACUCCUGGUCCUGUGCCUUCUGACUCUAAAGUUCAAAAACACGUGUCUAUUGCUUCCUCAGAGCCAGAGAAAAACCACCCUUCUCAGCCAAAGGGGAAGACUCAUCGUAAGCUGAAGACACCUGAGGGGUAUCAGCAGUCAAAUCAAAUAUGUUCAGAGAAGGUGGAGGAAGCCGCUCAGGAGACACAAGAGCAAAAUGACAAAACCCAGUCAAAUUCCAAGUCUCCAGUUUCCCCUGGGCUGAAGCAUGAGAAUGUUAAUAGAUAUACACCUAAUACCUGUGCUGGGGAGCUGGAAGAGCUACCCCAGAGAGCAGCAGAAAAAGAAAACCUCAAUAAAUUGGCAGAACAGAAAAAAAAUGCCUCUUCCGAGGGAAAUGUGCUUUCGUCUGACUCCCUUAAGCCAAGUAGUUACUUCCAGCAACCUUUAGCAUCUCGAGCUGAAGUCUGCCCUUGGGAGUAUGAUACACAAGAUUUACCAAAUGCAGGAAGAAGUGUAGCUUUAUCGAACACCUCUGCUAUAAGUGCAAAUAAAACAGCAACACCUCGAAAAUAAGAGGCUUUUGGACUGAGGAGAGUAGCAACAUUAAGAAGAAAACAGGAAAGACAGAGGGGACUUAGGCCAAAAGGAUCUGAAAAUUCCUAAGGAGCAUCACUUAAAUCAAGGGAAUCAGCACUACAAAGGAGUUAAGCAAAGUAAAUUAUCAUUAAUGUUGUUAUUGUUUAGUUCUUGAGUGCCAACAAUGUGACUAGCAGUGUCCAGAAUAUGGUCCCUGCUCCAAGGAUUUUACUGUGUCAAUGAAAGAAACCUGCCUUUGUGAAAUCACUUCUCUUUUAAAAGAAAAACAUGCAGUGGUAACAAAUGCACAGUACAGAUCUCAACUGAAUUAUUUCUGAAUGCCAGAACUGGCUUUAACUUGCCCUUGGGACUUUAAAGAUCCAGCAGAAGUAGGGAACACAAAAUGUCCUGAUGGCAAAAAGGGGUAUCAAUGAGCAGCUUAUUAAAAUGGCGAAUUUUCACUUUACAUAUUUAAUCUAGAUAGCACCGCUAACUCAAUGCAUCCCCAAACACAUUUUAUAUAAUGAUUGCUCUCAUUUUCUUAUUACUGUGUGUUUAAGUACAUUGUUGUGUCUCAUAUUAAAGCAUUCCAGAUUGUAUAAUUUUUUGCAAAUAACUUUGAUAUUAUGUGACACAACAGCGCAUUUAUGCAAUCUGCAGAUACUUUCUUCUAAUUGCAAGUUAAAAUACCUGCUGUAGACUUUUUGUUUAGAUAUAGAAUUGCAGUAAUCUUUCACUGGCUAUGGAAGCCAUAAUUCAUAUCGGGCUUUGGAGAUUAUUUUUUUUUCUUUCCUGUGAUUUAUAUAGUGAUUUUGUCUUUUUUUGUUUACUCUCUGUUAUUUAUAGUUUGAUACAGUAUUAUUCAGGGGUUUUAUACACAGUAAGUUACUUGUUUAUGCAUUUCCCUGUUAAUGCUCAUAGACUUUGUUUAUAGUGGAAAUUCAGUCGUCUUAGCUGCUUAUUCUUAGGACAACUUAUCUGUUGUUUGUUACUAAUUGGAAGCUAUCAUCUAACAAACCAGAAAUCUUGCUUAAAUAUCAGUGGUGAUACUGAGUAUAUCCCACUAUUAAAAUAAGCAAGAAUGACAAUGAAAAUAUACCCCAGAAAUGAUUACCUAUUUUACUAAAACCAGAUAACCCUGGGAAAUAUAUUAGCUAGUUCAUAUAAAACAACAGUGUACUGUUUAUCUCUGUUGGCAAACCUCAAAGAAUUGGCCCAUGGAGUGAGGAGAGAAGUCCAAAAUAUUACUCUUCCCCCAUGUAUGCAAUUGUAAGAGACAGUGGGAAGGGAAAUGAUGGCAUCUCUCUCCCACUCUCCAAAAUGCUUUGAUUUUAUUUAUUUAUUCACUUAUUUGUUUAUUUACGCAUACUUUUGCAGUAAACCUUAGUGCUUAAUACAGUGCUAAUUUUCAGUAAUAACUACAGUCCUCAUUGUGCAUAUGAGCUUAAUUCACAGAUGGCCCAUUCACAACUUGGUGAUGGUACAGCAUCAGGGCCUGAGGACGUAUUGUAAAGGAUCUGAGGAGUAUCACUAAUACUAAAAAACCCUCAGCUAUCUAAAUGCAGUGCCAGUAAAGUGCUGUUCACUAGAAUUGGCUAUCUAUACAGUACUCCAAAACAAAGACAGCUCAGUCCUAAAGAACUUGUGCAAUUUGAGAGAAGUGAUGGGGUUCAUUGGAAGAACAUGAAAUGAGGAUGAUUGAAUAGAAUGUGUUGUUUAAUAUAUAUAAUAUAUAUAUAAAAUAGAUAUUUAUAUAUGUUUAAUAUAUAUAAAAUGUCUUAUCUAAUACACUCAUGCACCUACAUGUAUGUAGUAUAAACUGAUUUUUGUGGCAUCAUAGAAAAAGUGGCUUAAGAUGAAAUGAAAUGAGCACAGGGACUUAAGCUGGGCAUGAGUAGGACUUUCUUUGUCCUUACCAGUAGUCUAUGGGUAUGUCUACACUGAUAGAUCAAGAUGGAUCUUCCUACUGCCUCUGCUAAGCUGAAACUGAGAACAUGCCAACACCUGAGCCAGCUGUGGUCAAGCUGGCUCAGGUCAUUGGCUCAGGUCUCAGUGCUGUCUACAUACAUUGGCCUCAAUCGUAAAUUCUGCUCAUUAGCUUCAGAUUAAAGUGGCCAAACUGCCCAACUAACCUAGUUAGCCUGAAUGGUGCUCAGUUCCACCAUGGGGACACGCUAACUUAGAUCUUUGCUACCCUGGGCCUGUCUGACUCUCCCACCCCUCUUUUGUAGGGUGUAGUUAUGGCCUAGAAUAUCUGGUCUUUGCCUUUAAUACACAUCUUCCAACUGGGACCCCUUCAACCCCUCUUCACCUGUAAAAGAGUGUCAGGCAUACGAGUCUGCUUUGGACGUUUGUGCACCCACUUUCCAUACACAGUGCCAGUGGCAUCCUACAUGCAGACCAAAUCUAGCUUUCUGCUUAGUGUGGAAAAUAGCUGAGGUUAGACUUGGUGUGCCCAGAUUCUCCCAUCCCACUCCCAGAAACUCAUGGGAUUUGUUGGUAACCUUUUCAUCAACUUCAGUGGGAUUUGAUCAGUGCUUCAGAGAGAAAGUAACCCUAAGUUUUGCUGCAAGGGAAAAGUUCCAGCCUGGGAAUGCAGCUUUCUGUGAGUCCUCCAGGAGAGCACACUGACCCUGUGUGCAGAGAGAGGCACAACUUUCAACCUGCUGAGUAUGGUGACCACCUUGCACCUCUGCUACCCCUCAAGGAAGGUUCUGCAGCCUAUCUCAGCAGUGGUUUGUGUAAACAGGGAGCGGGGGGCCACUUAUAGCAGGUUGCCCUGACUCACUAACUGAGUCAGCACUUUGUCACAGCCAGGUGCUGAGGUUAAAAGUGGGAGUCCGUAGGAGAGUCAGGAAAGGAGAUGUUUGUACGUACUCACAAGAGCAGUUGCCAGCCCUGGCACCCGCACUCAUCUUGCCCUCCAUCCUUUACCUUGGUGCUGAGUGAGGACACACUGCCUCUGCUUUGCUCAGCAGCAGCUGUGUUGGGGUGCAUUGUGCACCAGGGGUGAGGGGAGCCACAUCAACAAGGUGUCCACACAGCACCACUGCCCCUGGUAUGUGGCAUCGCUGGCAGGAUCAAGCCCUUCAUGCAUGACUGCACCUGUGCCACUGCUGUCCAUCUACAAUCCUUUGGUCGUUUUCUUUUA
This is a messenger RNA of Pezoporus occidentalis (night parrot), 7402 nucleotides long. RefSeq names its product G protein-coupled receptor 158 (gene GPR158). The record is from RefSeq and is a predicted model, not a curated record. The coding region runs from base 697 to 4248 and encodes 1183 amino acids. Gene Ontology annotation, cellular component: membrane. NCBI's taxonomy places the organism in Eukaryota, Metazoa, Chordata, Aves, Psittaciformes, Psittacidae. The transcript has 11 exons. Gene Ontology annotation, molecular function: G protein-coupled receptor activity. Gene Ontology annotation, biological process: G protein-coupled receptor signaling pathway.